Messenger RNA from Papilio polytes (common Mormon), 1706 nucleotides. RefSeq lists its product as uncharacterized. Bases 376 to 1563 code for a protein of 395 amino acids. NCBI's taxonomy places the organism in Eukaryota, Metazoa, Arthropoda, Insecta, Lepidoptera, Papilionidae. Gene Ontology annotation, molecular function: DNA binding. The transcript is spliced from 5 exons. The record is from RefSeq and is a predicted model, not a curated record.
CGAGAAAGUACUAGUGCCUCCCUAGUUGUUGUACAAUUGUCAAAAACAAAUUUUCCGAUUUUUGUUUUUAUUGUGUUUAAAUUGGUUCUUUCUCUUAUUACAACAAUGUGCGAUUUUACUAAAGAGUGUAAAAAUAACUUUCACGUGAACUGUAUGUUGUGCUAUUAUUGCAUUAAAAGACGUCUUAAAGAAAUAACCUAUAUGUGUCGUGAGAUUACAAAGUUGUAAGAGUGUUGUUAUGGGUUUUAAUUAUGUUUAAUAGUGUUAUUAAUUGUGUUUCUAUAUGUGAUAUAUCUGGUGUGUGUUCAAUUCGAGGUUUUAUGGCGAUUCCUGGUACUUUAAUCGAUUUGCUGAUCUACGCGGGAAGAUAAGUAUAUGUAUCGGAAAUUUUUCGAAAAACUCUCUAACAAUAAAAUCAUUUGUAAGAUUUGCUCAACAAGAAUGGGCCGAGGUAAUAUGGUCCGUCACUUUAAAUUAAAACAUCAAUUUGUGAACCGUGAAACUGAAAAGAAGGAUAAUUCUCGUUUCGAUACUAGGAAGAAACCUAGCCCUUGGGCAAAAUAUUGCAUCGAGGUGGGUGAAAACCAAUUCCAAUGCGUAAUGUGCAAUAAUGUUCUAAAUAUGCCGAAAGCCCACGGCAACUUGAAGCGUCAUAUUAAAUUUAAGCAUCCUAAAGUUUUUGAAAGGGAAACAAAGGAAAGUUUGAAAUCUUUUUGGAAACAAUUUGGUAUAAAUUCGGAGGCAGAGGCACAGAAAAUAAUAAAAGAGAGUGAGGAAGAUAUAGAAGUAGAAGAAGUGGCAAUCGGAGAAGCAGAAUAUCUUGAAGAAUAUAUGGUCGAUGAAACUGCAACAGUGGUACAAAGUGAUCCUGAAAAUGAAAAGAAUACGGAAGAAGGAGAGCCUAUGGAAGGAGAAUCUGGAGACAGAGUUUCAAAGAAAAAUUAUGAUACAAAUACAGACGAAAGUCUAAUCGUAUCUGAAGUUCACGCAGUCGAUAAAAUAGUAGAUUUUGGAAACUUAGAGUUCGUAAGCGAAGACGAUGCAAAAUUCGAAGAGAAAAUCAAAUGGUUAGCGGAUAGAGCAAUCCCUGGGAAGAAAAGUUUUAAAACGCGCAUAUGGAAUUUCUUUAAAGAAAUUAAAAAGAAUCGUAUUUACCAAUGCAAGCUUUGUAAGAGGAAGCUCGCAGGAUCUUCUAGAAGCUCGUCGAAUCUUAAGCGUCAUUUGUUGUUAGUACAUGAAAAAGCGUAUGAAAUUAUAACUAAUAGUCCUAAUUUUCAUAAGAUACCCAAAGGUACUAUCGACAAGCUACAGAAAUAUAUUAUUAAACCUACAGACAAGACCUUCGAAACAUCGUACUUUGAGGAUCAAGGAGACAAUCAGUACAAAUGUAAGAUGUGCGAUGAAGUUAUACACUCCGACGCGUCAGACAGCGUGUUGUUAUUUAAGCAUAUUAAUGAGGAACACUCUGAAGAGGUGGUCGGUGGUAUUGAAGAACCUGACGGCGAUGAUCAAGAAGAAGGAAGUGUUCUUUUUGUCAAGAAGAAAGAUUUACAAAUAUCCUAAGUUGUAUAAAGAUAAGACAACACGUUCUAAGAUAAUGAACUUGUAGGUCACAGAAAGAAGUGUUAUAGGUAGGCCACACAGAAGACAGGCGUCCCUUUUUCCUUUUGGUCCCUUUUCCUUCCCACCUUUCUUUUUCUUGUGAG